This is a messenger RNA of Schistosoma haematobium, 11398 nucleotides long. RefSeq lists its product as uncharacterized. The coding region runs from base 8149 to 10107 and encodes 652 amino acids. The transcript is spliced from 15 exons. Lineage: Eukaryota; Metazoa; Platyhelminthes; Trematoda; Strigeidida; Schistosomatidae. Gene Ontology annotation, molecular function: protein binding. The record is from RefSeq and is a predicted model, not a curated record.
AUGCCCCAGAGGGCAUCUGCCCGUGCAAUUCCAGAACUGCGGGGUUUACCAUACAAAAAGCUGCUUGAAAAGCUAGAUCUCUUUACUCUGUCCCAUCGGAAAUUAAGAGGUAAUCUGAUUUUGAUGUACAGAAUACAAAGAAAUGCUUUUGGAUAUGAUAUAUCUUCUCUUUAUCUCCUCACUAGAUCGGGACAUUUCAAAGGACAUAGCAGGUUUCUGGAGUCCUUCCUUCGUAUUAAUUGCUUAAAAAUGGGGCUCAGCAGCUCUCAGUUAGAGAAAGAGAUUGCCAGUGAUCAACUUCUCAGUGGAGAACGAUAUUUUGGGCUGGUGAACUUCGGAAAUACGUGCUACUGCAAUUCAGUCAUACAGGCCUUGUUCUUCUGUAAGCCAUUUCGAGAUAAGGUCUUACAAUACAAUGAUCGAGCGAAAAAUCCCAAAAAGGAAACUCUACUGACAUGUCUUUCGGAUCUCUUUUAUUCAGUCGUAUCUCAGCAAAGAAGAGUGGGUCAGAUGCGCCCUAAAAAAUUCAUACAAAAGUUGAAGCGGGAGAAUGGAUUAUUUGAUAACUAUUUGCAACAGGAUGCUCAUGAGUUUCUUAAUUAUCUUCUCAACAAAAUAGCUGACAUAAUAAGAGCCGAACAACAACCAACCGGAGUAGAAGAUGCUGAAGAUCCUAGUGAUUGUGAAAUGACCGAUGUUUCAGAAAGUAAUCGAAAGCAUAGUGGCCGUAAUUGGAUUCAUGAGAUCUUCCAAGGAAGCUUGACCAAUGAAACUAGGUGCCUUAACUGUGAUAAUGUUCGCACGAAAGAGGAAAAUUUCCUCGAUCUAUCAGUUGAUGUCGGAGAAAAUGUUGAUAUAUCUUAUUGUCUCCGUUGCUUUUCCGAUACUGAAACAAUGCGUUCAGACAAUAAGUAUUACUGUGAAUUUUGUCGUUGCAAGCAAGAAGCUCAGAGACGGAUGCGCAUUAAAAAGCCACCUUUACUUCUGGCCCUGCAUUUGAAGCGAUUCAAGUAUUCAGAAAAUCUCAAUCGGUUUAUCAAGUUGUCCUACAGAGUCGCCUUCCCUAUGGAAUUAAGACUAUUCAAUACGUCUAGUGACUCAUCUAAUGAUGAUCGUCUAUAUAAUCUUAUGGCUGUUGUCGUUCACUCAGGCUCUGGACCAAAUCGUGGACAUUAUGUAACACUUGUGAAGUCUCAUGGAUUAUGGUUUUUGUUUGAUGACGAACUAGUUGAAAAAAUCCAUCGCACCAAUAUUGAAGACUUUUUUGGUUCGUCUACGGAGACCUCGAAAUCUUCUUAUACAGCUUACAUUCUUUUCUAUUUAGACGCUAAAGUUGCUUCAGGUACAUCAACAGCUACUGAUUAUACUUCUACAAUAGUUAAUAAUAAUACCAUAGGCGUUGGUGGCAGUAAUGGUAGCCCUACCAGUUCAAUGUCAUCUGGAUGUAUCACCUAACUAGAUUCUAUUAUAUUUUCUUUUAUUUCUGUCUUUUACUCUACCAUCAAAUUUUUUUGUAGUUUUUCACUUAGUAUUUUGCAUUUCCAGCUUUAUGCUCAAUUAAAUUUGAAAUUUUGAUUCUCUCUGUGUUUGUGAGCCUUUCAUAUAUGUAUGUAAAUUAAAUGUGGAAUCAGAUAUUUCGUAAAUUUAUUUUUGAGUGUAUAUAUAUGUUCGUGUACUUAGGAACAAAUGUGAAUAAAGUGCUAUUCCAAAGGAAUCAUUGUGUCUUUCAUGAACCUUUCUUGUAGGAAAUUUUACGUGUUUAUUUUGUGUUUAUCUGUUUUUAUUCACACGUUGUGUGGACAAUAAAUAUUCCAGGUUAUUAUAUUAAGUAGUUUCCAUUAAGUUGCAUCAUAGUUUUCAUUACUAUUACACAACUUUCUAAUUUUAUGCUUGUAGAGUGUUACUGUUGGUAAAGUUAAAUAGAGACCGAAAGAGUUGGUAACCCUGUAAUCAAUAUACUCGUUGUUUAAAACAGUAUAGGGUAGAAGGAUUGGUUGUAUCACCUUAUUUUGUCUAACUUGUUCCUUUAUAAAGGUUUCAAAUUAAGGAUUACAUUCAUGUAUAAUACUAGUCAUUGUUCUCAUGCAAUACAUGUGGUGGUGCCCGAACAUUUUUCCCAACUUGGCACCAAUGUAUUCCUAGUCUGAACAAAACCCAGGUAACUACAUCCAACUCCACCAUUCACAUAUUUUCCAUAGUCCGCGCAUUAUGAUGGUAACCAAUUUUUUUAGAAGCAACUGGUCGUAGAAUUAUUUCCUAAUGAAUGUUAAUUACAUUAUGUAAGUUACUUUUUAAAAGUUGGAUACUAUCUUAAUUGAGUUACUUGUUACACACUUCAAUUUUGUCUAGUUCUCCAGUAACCGUGUCUUGAUAUUGAACAUCCAUCUGAGAAAUUUCUAGCUUAUCCUACUUUAUCUCCACAGCAACCAUCCUGAAACGUCUGUAGAGACGACGGUUUUGCCCGCUUCUGCUCGUAAGUGAACUAUCUGGUUAAAAAAAACGGUUGAAUUUCCAAAUAGCGGUACACGAUAGUAAAUCUAAUAUGACUGAUACUAGCAUAUAUUUGUUUUACUCGAUUGAGUUGAAAUCAAUGCUUACAUAGUCGUGUCAUUUGGUUGACUUAGCAUUCACUAAUUCUCAUACUUACAAUUUAUAUCUGAACUGAUUUAUCUUCGCAACUCUAAAUAGAUGAAACAGAAAACGUUAAGUCAUGUAAAACAGACGCAGACCUUUACAAAUUUAAGCAUAACAAAUAUUAAAUCAAUAUUUCGCAUUUUUUACAAAACCUGUUUUUGAUAGUUCAAGUUCCGAAUAUGGACAAAUACUAGUGAUAAAUAUUAAACUCACUGGCACCUUGUUAGUCAAAUUAGAAACGUACAAUCUACAUUUUCUACUAGUUAUCUCAAAGCUAUUGUUUUGGAUUUUGGGAGGUGGUUGUUAAGGAGCCCCUAUAACUGGCAUAUGAUCCUCAACCAUGAGACACCAGUACGUUUUGCUUUAGAUCUCACAAGAUAUUAACAGAUUCGAACCCACCUCGGUUGACGCUAUAUCAAAAGUCCUUGUUUCCUAAUAUUUCCAAUGAAUACUCUGAGAUUACAAGCUGGUUAGUCUAAAGUUAUCAUUCAUUCUUUGAGACUCUUGAAACACAAAGCGAAACUCUUUUGAGAUUGUAAUCACACCUCAUUGGUGACUGUUAGUGUCCCUGAAAUGAUGACUUUUUGCUAUUGUUUGAUUCCAAACCAGUGGUGCACAUGGACUCCAGUAUACUGAGGGAACAAAUGGCGUAUAAACCAGUUGUUGGUCACGGGCUACCAUGGGACUGCAUCUCCUUACGAUGCUCCACUGUCUUGUGGAUUAGACCUGUAGGUCAAAUGCUCGUGGAGUAUUCGCCUAAGAAAACUACCUGCUUCGGUUUUGGCGUUUGGGCAGUAUUCCAGCCCUACAACAAAUUGAAUGAUUUUUAUGGUGCAUAUCUGUUUGAUGCCUUCUUGUACCAGUGUUUAUGUGCUUAAAUAAAUAAAUAUAUAUGCAUUAGUAUGUUCGUAAAUAACUAGUAUAAGGCAAAUUUUUCUACGAUACUAUUUUACUUGUUUUUCAAUGUCACCAAAUAAUAAUAUACUUUGUUUUGUAGACAAAAUGGUUACUCCGAAUCCAACAGACUUAUAUCGCUUUUGUGAUCUUGUAAUGGAGUCAGUUGUAGAGAUGAGUCCACCCUCGUAUGAUCUACCUUGGCUUCCUGGGUUUGAAGAAUGUAAAACAGACUAUGAACGUGUCAAGAAGUUUAUGUUAAUGCCAUUUCUUAGACAAUUUAAAAUCUCAAGUAAAUGAUCUUUAUUUUGCAAGUGGUUAUGUAAGAAUUUCGUAUGUUUGUAACUACGAAAUACAUUUCUGUCGUUCGGGAAGAUGAUGGAUGUCGAUGAUUCAAAACACCAACGUUGCCUUUUUCACAACUCUCAACAUUCAUGAACAUUUUUGGAAUUAAAUUCAGGAAUAGUUAGACUUCAUCCUGUGUUUGUUUUCAAGCCCAUCCAAAGCUUAUUUGCAACGUACACCUUUGAUAUAUACGAUGAAACAAAAAGUGAUUUUCUACCAAGACAUGGCCGUCUCUGACCAAUCAUCAGCUGUGAAAAAUAAUUCCAUUGCUAAACAAAAACGUGAACAGGGAAAUGAAGCAUGGCGUACUAAUAAUUUAUCUUUAGCUCUUCGUUACUACACUGAAGCGAUUUUCUUUGCCAGCAGUUCUGAAGAAAAAGCUUUAGGCUAUGGUAAUCGGUCAUGUGUUUUAAGUCGUAUCGGUGUUCAUGAAGCAGUAUUACAAGAUAUUGAUCUGGCUAUUAAAGUAAGUUUAUGAAAUUCAAUUAAACUCAUGAACCCAAUUAAAAAGUAGGGUUUUUUAUGUAACUGGUUUAAAUUCCUAUUCAAAUAUAAAAAAACCCUACUGCAUAUUUGUAUAGACUCAUGUUUUCUAAUUACUGUGAAAUUGAGAUUGUACAGUUUUUGCACUCAACAUUUUUCGUAUUCAGAUUGUGACUAGUUUGUGCACUGUUAACUAAAAAUGGUGCACUAUUACCGAGUGGUACAUAAGUGAACACUUUAGUAGACUUUUAAGCUAACCGAAAAUAUGUAUUGUACUUAGUUCUGUAGAAAAAAAGCAUUCUUAUAUUCUGUAACUAUAUACCUACUUAACAGUUUACUAAGGGGAUUUACUUUACCAUAUAUAUAUAUAUACUACCUAGCUUUUCAGAUCUCAAAAUUGGGAUUUUAAUCCUGGAAGUUAUUAUAUUUGACAGUCGAAUAAUAUUGUUAAUCGUAGCCACCAUAGAAUCUCGCUCAGAUGUGUAUCUAUUCAAGUUGUUACACCUCAUUUCAACCCCAUCAGAUAAGAGAUCAAUGAAAUCAGAAGAUAUGUGUAACAGAUAUCCUAACUAUCUCAGUCAAUGAAGGCUUUUAGCUUCCUUAGUCGACUCGCCAUAUCUGUCCAACGCUACACGCUAACUGUAGUACCACUCUCUUGGCGGUUGAGGUUAGUUGUUUCUGAAUGCUGCUUAUAAUAUUUGGUCACUCAGUGGCAAUUAAUUUCAUGUCUAAGUUAUCCCUUGUGCUUUUAUUGAGUUUUAUUAAUCAAUUUGUUGCGUGUUCUCUAUUCUAAGAACCCGAUUUUGUGAUGCAUUAUUUCCAAAGUUAAGUGAUUGAAAGGAAUAGUUAGGAAGAUUUAGACCUAAGUUUUAUAAUACGAAUCUUCUUAUUUAGUUUAACACAGUUUUUCCAGUUUGCAUCACAGAUUGAUCUACCAGAUAACCGUUAGAAAUCGAGAUGUAUUGGAUAGUUGCUUCUUCUAACUAUGAGACUACUCAGCGGUAAGCAUCCACAACAACACCGGAGAUCGAACUCAGGACUUUCAUAUUUCGUGGCAAGCGCUUAACCUUUAGAACAACUGAAAUAAUGUUUACAAAUAACCUUGCAGCUUUCACUGUAAUCAACACCGGUAAUAGUAGCUAAUAAAUUCUUCCAUUAUUCUCUUUUUCCUGAUUUGUCCUUAAACGCUCCUGACCAAAGAUAACAUCAUUUUAUAUCAAAUCCGAACGGCGAGUUACUGUGUAUUGCAAAUAGUUCAUUGGAGUUAGAUUUUAAUAAUCUAAUGUACCGUUUUGUUAGCGGGACAGACUGGAUUAAAGCAUGCUCAAUGCACGAUUGCUUUGGUGCACGCUGAUUGGCUAGUUCUUAUCCAAUCAGCACUAGUCGAUAGUUGGAGAAUACUCUAGAAUCUUCUCAUGUAAAAACUAUAAAUAUACUAACGUUUUCUCUAUUGUGCUUCUUACUUGCAUCUUACUUCCAUCUAACCUUGUUAUUUGGAAUAUAAUCUCUUUCCUGUUCAACCGUGUUCUGAUUUGGCGACUUGUCGAGUGAUUUGGUGUCCAAGAAUAUUAAGCAAUAGGAAUAGCUGGGUCAUACCGUAAGAAAGAGAUUAUAACACGUUUAUAAAAUAAUUCAGUAUGGUUGUGUUACGGUUUGUAAUUCAGAUACAUAAAGUCAGUUUUCAGGAAACAUUAAACCUAUGUUAUACGGCACUUGCUAGCUAUGUUCCCAUUUGCAGAAAUAUACGUGAAGUGGGUUCCGAUAACUGGUGGAACACUAGUUUCUCCAAUGCUGCAAAUUUGCGAAACCUUAUAGACACAUUUCAGUAAAUUGACUCCAAGCAUCUUUUACUAUCUUAUUAUGUUCAACCAACGUAGAUUAACUGAUAACGCUGAAAUGUAUUUUCAUAGUUUCCAAGUUAUAAAAAAAACAUACAUUUAGUAUUUACACUUCUCUUUGCCGACUAACUUUUUUCUAGUACUGGUGUAUUUUAAAUUGCAAUCACAAAAUAAAAUGUUCGUGAUACUAAAUUUUAAAGUUAACGAAUAUGCAACUAAACGUAACUACUUAAGGAUACAGCUUUUAGCAAACAAGGCAUUGUAUGCGAAACAUUUCAACUUAAUAUUAACCUAUUCACGACUGAUUUUUAUAUAAUAUGAUAUAUAUCAGCAUAUAUGUUCAUGUAAUUGCAGUCUAGCGACUUAAGUACUAAAUUUUCGAUGACUAAAUCAUUCUAAUUUUGAUUUAGGUUAGUUAUUCUAUCUUGUUGUAAUAUAAAUAUACAUUGUGUUUCUAUACUUCUAGCUUUCACAAGAUUACAAUUCGUAAGUUGUUAAGAUUCUGUAGUUAGUUCUUCAUUUCUGUCGAGUUUAAUUUGUUUAAUUCCUUCUUUGUUCUGGCUUUAUUACAAUUUAGCUCUUCUACUUAAAUUCUCUUCGUUUUACUAUAAGAAACUAAAGUUUGUAGUGUACGAAGAUAGGUGAUGUGUGUCCUAACUAUCCUAAACAUUUAGAUUUUAAAUCUGAUGGGUUGAUAAGUUUCCACACUUUUACUUACUCUCAAUAUUGUUAGUUCAUUUUUAUUCCUACGACCAUUUUCGACCUAUGGCACAUUUGUGUAUAGCCUUAUUGAAAAGCCUGCAUCUAAUGAUGCGAUUCAAACCAAAAGUUAGUGGCUUCAUGAAUAUUAGACAAUAUGCUACUCCUUACAAUUUUCAAUAGGCUGUAGGUGGUGAAUGUUGACAAGAACUGCGCGAGCUUUUUGUAUCCAUAUUGAGAUUUCCCCUUUACCUACCCGUUCAAGUUGAUAAGACUCCUAAGAUAACUGGAAUGGUUAACUUUCUCUGUUAAUUCGCUCCCUACAACUUAGUUGGAAAAGAAUCGUAUUAGUGAUUUAUUAAGUCAUAUUGGGAGCUGGUUAACAAAUUUAUUGGAAAUACAAACAGUUUCCUACAUUACGUUAAACUUGAAUAAUUCAAAAAAAAAACUUUCAUAUAAACAUAUCAGUUCUACUGGUAGAUAGAACUAAUGGUCUGAGAUAAGAAGAAUGUUUAUACAAUGUGAUCAAAUCAAUCGAUAAACAUCACCACAGUAUUGAUUGGCUUAAUCAUUUAAAUAAUGUGACUUAUUUGUUGAAAAAUCUUGGAUUCAGUAAUAACUUUUGCUAUUCCUUCUUUUACAGUUUAUCUCUUCAUUUCUAUUCACAUAUUUUAGUGAAAUACAUAUUUUGUUUUAAUGAUUAGAUUUACAGAACUUUUAUGUGUUGUCACGGUAGAAAAAUACAGAGUGAUCUUGUUCAACUUUGUAAUUACUUGUUAUUUGUGUUGUGAAUUACAUGUAUGUUUUGAUAUGAUUACACUGUUAAUAUUUGUCACGAUUCACUGUUUUUUUUUUUUAUUUUUGCACCUAGAGUAUUAAUUAAAAUUCAGUUAAAAAUUAUUUUAUCACUCUCAUUCAACUAAAAGGUUGAUACUGUUUAAAUUAAGCUAUAAUUUUUCAUAAGUAUCAUAACUGCUGUAAUUGAUUUGUUAGUAAUAUCUCUCUUUACCCUACACUUUUUUCAUCCUAUUUUAGUCAUUCUCUUAGUUUCAUCAUUAAUCAAUGAUUGUACUUUUUAUGACUUGUCAUAUAUAUUUCAAUUGCUGUUUAUUUUCUUUUUACUGUGUUUUCUUUGUAAAAGUGUAAUUUCCCUAAAGAUCGUCUACCACGUCUAUUUAUACGUCGUGCACAAAGUCUUAUUUCGCUGAAACUCUUUAAAGAUGCAUUAACUGAAUUCAAUAACUGUGUAGAAUAUAUGAAAUCUGAAAAUUUAACUAUUCCAAAUAAUUUAAAUGAAAUGAUGCAAAAGGGAAUAAAAGACUGUUCAACUAUAAAGAAAGAUGAAAUAUUGAUUGAUAAUUCAGUUAUACCGUACUUUGUACAUGAGGCGAAAUCGUUAAUAGUGAAGCAUGAAAACACUCAAACGAUCAUUACAAAGAAUUUUAAUAAUCCUAAUAAUGGCAGUAAUAUCACAGAUCAUAAUUUGCAUCCAAGCAUUUUUCGCUCUCUCCAUUUACAAGACCCACCAGCUGUGAAAUUAAAUUAUAAUGAUGAAUUUGGUUGGCAUAUCGCAGCGACAAAAAAUAUUCAGCCAGGUGAACUUCUCAUACUAGAUAAACCGUAUUCUUGUAGACUUCAUUACAAUAGAUUAUUACUCAAUUGUUAUCGUUGCUCUAAACGAUGUAUCAAUCCUAUACCCUGCCGUAAUUGUACUCAGGUUGGUUUUUGUAGUGAAUUGUGUGAACAAGAAGCUUGGAAUCCAGUAUGGAUUGAUAUUAACACAUCAUUGCCUUUAGAGUCGACAGCUGAUUUAUCUUUACCGUGCCAUCGUUUCGAAUGUGGACUUGUUGAUCGACUGAUUAUAGAAGAUUAUGCUGGUUGGAAACGAUUACGCAGUAAAUCGUCAAAUGACUUGACAGUAUCCAUAAAGAGAUUGAAGUCAUUCAUUGAUAAAUUAUCUGAUGACGAUGUAAUUGGUGGACCGAAUAUUUCAUGGCUUGCAUUUUCUCUUUUAACUAAAACUGCUCCAAAUAUUUUGAAUAAAUUAAUCAAGAUUUCCUUAAAUAAAUUAAUUUAUCAAAUUGAUGAAAACCCAGUAAACAAAGAAGAAUUAUCAUCAUUUACUGGUAAUCGUGUUAUUCCACAACAAAAUUGGGAUGAUUAUACAACUGUUGAUUGGCUGAUAACAAAUUCAAUUAAACGUAAAACUAGUGAUUUAUGGCAACGGACUGUUGUAGCUGUUUAUUUAACUUUUUGUCUUGAAGCCGGUGGUUAUCCAAUUACCAGAGACGUUGAUGAUAAUAGUCAAUUGGAUUGUACACUACUGUCAUUUGAUUGGGCAUCUACAUGUAUAUUACAUCAUCUUCAAUGUAUCUCAUCUAAUGGUCAUUCGUUAUCAUUACCUGAAUAUAUUUUUACAGAAAAUACUACAACUGUUCAUAAUAAUAAUACUAGUGAUAAACAACACAAAAUUCCCGGUAUAGAUUUAAACAAAUUGACAUCAACUGAAAUAUCUACUUGUUUAUAUCCAGUUUUGUCAUUAAUCAAUCAUUCAUGUGAUCCAAAUAUUACCAAUGUAACAAUUGAUAAAUUUCAAUGUGCGAUUUAUUCAAUCCGACCUAUUAAACAAAAUGAAAUUAUUUAUGGAAAUUAUGGUUUACAUUAUGCAGUACAUUCUCUUAAUGAACGUCAAAGCUCAUUACAAUCGCAAUAUCAUUUUCAUUGUGUAUGUCAAGCAUGUAUAGAGAAUUGGUCACCUCUCAUUACAACUACUAAUAGUAUAACUAAUAGUAAUAAGGAUUUCCAAUUAAAAUGUCUUACGUGUUCUGGUCUAAUUAAUUUUAAUACAGUAACAACAUUAUUGGAUAGUGAUAAUAAGUCAUCAUUAAAAAAUAUCCACUAUUGUCAGUGUAGUCAACCAAUCCAAUUGAAGUCAUUGAGUAAAUUUCAAAAACUUGUUUACAAUGAUUUAUACACUAAAUUUAAUACUAUACCAUUAACAUUUCAAAAAACUUCACCGAAGAAAAUGACAAAUAAAUUUUUAAAUAAAUUUAUUGUUUAUACUAAACAAAUGUUAGAUACAGAACAUUUAUAUAGUAUACUUCAACGACCUUGUACUACUUUAGAUUGGUUACAAGAAAUGCUUAAACAAUUGCUUGAUCUUCAACACUCUGGUUGGUCAUAUGAAAGUAAAAUAAUUCGAUCAGCAUUUUAAAGGAUGUUCUAAUGUAUAUUUUUAUUGCGUAAUUCUGUACUUUUCCCUAUCGAAUGAACCGAAUUCUAAUAUUGUUCUCUUAUUUGAUGGAUUACAGUGACAUGGGCGCAUCAUCCGCAUUUUUAUCUUCUAAAUAAAAUGAUUCCAUUUAACUAUAAAUUUCACAAAUGAACAUCGACUGAAACCCUUCAACAAUAAACAAUAUGACAUCCAACAAUCCCACCUUGCUCUCCAUUGACUCUCGUUAGUUUGAGUCUGUAAUGGAAAUUUUCUUUAAAACGAAUAAAGUUUAAAUCAUCCAUCUAGAAACUGGAUACUAAUCGGUACUUAUUCAUUCCCGUCUUCCUUAUUCUAAUGUUUUCGUUUUACUAUUCCUAGUCAGAACUACGUUAUGUUUCAUGUUGUGUUGUUCUAUUUAUUUGUGGAUAAUUUUGUGACCAUGACUCACCUUAUUGGAGUUGGUCAGUAGGAAAACAUUUAUUUAUGAACGAACUUCCGAUGCUUUUUUCUAUUUUUAUUUUCUGUAAUUUGCUACACUGAACGUUUUUUCAAAAUUUACCUUAUGACAAACUGUUUUGUUACAUGAUAUAGUUAUUUUAAUCACUAUCCCGUUAUCUCUUAGUUUGGUCAAGAUCAGAUCAUUGGUUAAUUUCAUUCGUGACUUCUUUCUUCCAUUUAUUCAUAGAAUUUUUCUGAAGGAAGUUACUAACGUAAUAUUAAUAUACUUUUUUUCUAUAUCAUCCAAAUAAGUCUUCCAAAGAACAUUUGAAAAUAAAUGGAUGCUUUCAUGAUACCUAAAAACAUUUAGCACAUUUUUUUAUCUUACAUAACUUUAUUAUUUGCUACACCAUUGUGAUCUGUCUUUUUCUUUACUAAUUUUCAUCUUAUUUCAAGUUUUUUACAAGUUGUUGUACGGCCUUGAAGUGUAGUUUAAUAUUUUAGAUACUUGGCAACUAAUUAUAAUAAGUUUAAUUAAUAGAAUCUUGUAAGGAAACGGUUUGAUUUGAGCAGGACCUUUCUAUCUUAACUGGCAUCAAUUGAAGGGGAUAAUUGAAAGCUACCUAUCUAACCCUUCAUUAGUAUUAGUAGUAGUAAUGGUUUCAUUCAAUAUCAUAUAUUAAGUUCAAUAUGGAAUUCUCAGCACAAAAUAUUUCAACAAGUUUCUUUUUACAAAACGAGAAAAACAGUCGAUGACUGCAUACAUAUAUACGUUAAAUAAAUAAAUAAUUCGAAAUUAUAUGAUAAGUUUUUUUACAUAAAAUAAAGUAAUUUGUACAAAUGUUAAUUAGGA